AUGUACGGAACGCUGGCUCUUUUCGACUUUUCCCUUUUUCCAGAUCUCACCUACUUCGACCUGAAUGGUAACUAUUUCCGAGGGCAUAUACCAUCUGCCAUUGGAAAUCUCUCCAGGCUCACAACUUUGGACUUGGGCAACAAAUUUUAUGAAAAGCCUCAUAACCAAUUCACUGGCCCAAUUCCGGACAGUAUAGGUUUGAUUUCUGGUCUUCAACAUGUUGAACUGAGUUGGAAUCUUCUGGAAGGGAAAAUUCCACCCUCUAUAGGACAACUCAGGGAGCUCCAGUACCUUGAUCUUUCAUGCAACUCAUUAAACUCUUCAGUCCCUUUUGAGCUUGGUCUUUGUACAAACCUCUCCAUCUUGUCCCUAUCUUCCAAUAAACUCAAUGGCAAACUGCCUCUGUUCUUGUCCAAACUUAAAAACAAUAGCUUUAGCGGAACCAUUUCAGCAGAAAUUGGGCUGUUGACACAAUUGCAGUAUCUAAGCCUUCAUUCCAAUGAAUUCAGUGGAGAGUUGCCAAAUGAAACGGGAGAUCUAAUGUCGUUAUCCACACUCGAUCUUGGCAUAAAUCACUUGACAGGGGAGAUUCCUUAUAAUCUAGGUUCAUCAGGUAUAUUGGACCUCAAGCAACUUUCAUUGUCUAAUAACAAUUUGACAGGGGUAAUACCAACUCAUCUGUUUCUCGCCGUAGGAUUAACAGGUUUGGUCACCUUGGAUCUCAGCAGAAAUUCACUAUCGGGUGCAAUACCAUCAGAAUUGCGCAUGCUCACAAGAUUACUGUAUUUCAAUGCCCCACACAAUAAUCUCUCAGGCGAAAUCCCAUCAGCAUUAGAUCACAUGUUGUCUCUAAGUGGCUAUGACUUUUCAUAUAACAAAUUGACAGGGCCAUUCCCAACUUGUGGCAUUUUCAAUAAGGCGCCAAAAAGUGCUUUUGUUGGCAACCAUGGCUUGUGGAGUCAUGCAGAGGGACUAACUGAAUGUAAGUCCUCCAGUACAACUUCCAAAAGUGCUAACAAGAAUAUAGUAUCUGUUUUCCUUUUUUCCUUUUUGGGUUUCGCAACGGUUGCAAUUGCCAUUGCUUUCUUUCUUAUGUUUCACAAGAGGUCCAAAAGCCGGCCUCAGGUAAUCAAAACUUCUCAAAAGUUGGAGGAUUAUGAAUCAAUGAUAUUGCAAGAAGAAGUGAAAUUCACAUUUCGGGAAGUUGUCAAGGCCAUAGACGACUUUCAUGAGAAACACUGCAUUGGGAGAGGUGGAUUUGGAAGAGUAUACAAGGCAGAGCUCGAAUUAGGUCAAGUUGUUGCAGUGAAGAGGCUUAACACGAAUGACUCUAAUGACAUUUCAGCAAUUAAUCUCCGAAGUUUUGAGAAUGAAAUCCGAACUUUGACAACUAUCCGGCAUCACAACAUCAUAAGGCUAUAUGGCUUCUCUUCAAGGAGGGGUUGCAUAUUCUUGCUUUACGAAUACUUACAGAGAGGUAGCCUCGGAAAAGCAUUGUAUGGGGUAGAAGGCGUUACUGAACUCGGGUGGCCAACAAGGGUAAAAAUUGUGCAAGGACUUGCUCGUGCACUUUCUUACCUGCACCAUGACUGCUCACCACCAAUUGUUCAUCUUGAUGUAACUGUCAAUAAUGUAUUUCUCGAGCAGGAUUUCGAGCCCCGACUCUCAGAUUUUGGAACAGCAAGACUAUUGAGUAUUGAUUCAUCCAAUUGGACCAACAUUGUUGGUUCGCUAGGAUACAUGGCGCCAGAGCUUGCAUAUAUUAUGCAAGUGACGGAUAAGUGUGAAAAUGUAGAGUUGCUUGUGAAAGAUGUGUUAGAUCAAAGACUAGAGCUUCCAGCCAAUGAAUUGGCAAAGGCAUUGGUGCUUGUAAUGAGUAUAGCAUUGGCUUGUGUACAGACGCGUCCUGGGUUGCGUCCGACAUUGCAUUUUGUGUCACAGAAACUAUCAACUCAGAGUCUUUCUUGCCUUCCCGAGCCAUUUGGUAUGCUUACCAUCAAGAAGCUAUCGGCCCUAUAA
Pyrus x bretschneideri (Chinese white pear) is the source of this 2019-nucleotide messenger RNA. Its product is annotated as MDIS1-interacting receptor like kinase 2-like. Gene Ontology annotation, biological process: protein phosphorylation. NCBI's taxonomy places the organism in Eukaryota, Viridiplantae, Streptophyta, Magnoliopsida, Rosales, Rosaceae. The record is from RefSeq and is a predicted model, not a curated record. Gene Ontology annotation, molecular function: ATP binding; protein binding; protein kinase activity. The transcript has 3 exons. Bases 1 to 2019 code for a protein of 672 amino acids.